Molecule: messenger RNA, 4160 nt
Organism: Schistocerca americana (American grasshopper)
Lineage: Eukaryota; Metazoa; Arthropoda; Insecta; Orthoptera; Acrididae
Gene: mbt
Product: serine/threonine-protein kinase PAK mbt
Exons: 9
Coding region: 431-2431 (666 amino acids)
Biological process (GO): intracellular signal transduction; protein phosphorylation; regulation of MAPK cascade
Cellular component (GO): cytoplasm
Molecular function (GO): protein serine/threonine kinase activity; ATP binding
Source: RefSeq, a predicted model, not a curated record
GUUUGAAUGUUGUAUGGUGUGAAUGUAUACUGUCUCGUUUGUGAAGUACUAACAUAAACUUGCAAAUUUGGAUGUGUCUAGACGAGGCAAGUUAUUGUUGAAUAGUGAGUUCCAUAAAGGCGAGUACUUAUUAAAUUAGACUUGUCUGUGGUGGCGAAGUAGUAAACUGUCAUUUCGAAGCAAAGUGUCGGUCUUAACAGCGAUGUGAGAGCUAGAGUGAAUGCCCUUUGACGCCCAGUGCACCAAGGUACCACCCCCGUUUCAAUCUGUGGGGGUUAUAAUAUUUGUUCGCUUAAACUUUUGAAAUGAAUGUGACAUGGUGCUGUGAAAUUCCAAAAAUUCAUCGACAGGCAAUAGGCAUUUCCUGAUACACUCUUUUGAAUCAACAGUGGUACGUUGUGAGAAAGCUUUUCCGAGUAGUGAUUGAAGAAUGUUUGCUAAGAAGAAAAAGAAACCGCAGAUUUCCUCUCCAACAAACUUUGAACACCGUGUGCACACGGGAUUCGACAAGAGGGAGGGGCGGUAUGUGGGGCUUCCACUACAGUGGGCGAGCAUCGUUGGAAACAAUCAAAUCCUGAAGAGUACAAACAGACCACUACCUCUGGUCGACCCUUCUGAAAUAACACCAACGGAGAUUUUGGACUUAAAAACAAUCGUUCGUGGUGAUCCUCGGCUGAGUGGCAUUCCGAAAACUUCGAAUGUCGCCCGAUCGAACUCGUUGCGAUCGUCGAGCCCGCCGCGGCCGUCGAGGCGCGGGGAGUACCGCCAGGCUGCUGCUGGUGUGCCGCCACCAGUGCCAGAGGGGGAAGUGAUGCCUCCACUGCCCCAUCAGCAGCAGCUUUACAGUGGGGGCGGGCCGACGGCUGGACCUCCUGGCCCUGGUGGGUCUGUGAAGCACCAGCCCUAUCUGAAGCAGUCCUCGCCAGAAGGUGGAGACUGGCUGAAUGCCAGCAGCCGCACUGCUGAGGCCGGUGGCGACUACCGCGGCACCCCAGCUUCGGCGUACCAGCAGAACCUGGCGAACGGCAACCUACCUCCUGCUGCCACCUCCCCCACCGUGGGACCCGUGACGGGGGCGUACCGCCCGCCUGUGUCGCAGUCGCCUGCCACACCGGGCCCGCAGCAGCCCCAGUGGCAUCAGCAGGCGCCCCACCAGCACCCGCCCCACACCCACAACAUAAACACCAAGGUCAGCCACUUGCCCCCCACGGACGGACGAACGUCGCACCACGCCGCUACCCCUAAUGUCGGCGAGGCACAGCCGCACGCGGUGGCGGAUCGUGACAGGAAUCACAACCACAACCACGGCCACGUGCGGCCUGCGGUCGGGGGCAGCAGGGACCACUCGCCGCUCGGCCCGUCGCCCCAGCAGCAGCACCCGCCUCCGCCCCACCAGCCGCCCCCGCAGCAGCACUUACCGCCGGCACAGGCGCAGCUCCCGCCCACUGCUGCCACACCGCAGCCGUCGUCUGGUGUCGCCCCCCAGGCUGCUGCUGCCGGCAGUGGGGGAGGAGCUAAACCGCCACAGCACGAGCAACAGAGGCUCACCCACGAGCAGUUCAGAGCUGCUCUUCAAAUGGUGGUGAGCCCUGGUGACCCACGUGAAAACCUGGAGCAGUUCACCAAAAUUGGUGAAGGCUCUACAGGAACUGUGUGCAUUGCUGUGGAGAAGUCUACAGGCCGCCAGGUUGCUGUCAAAAAGAUGGAUCUCCGGAAACAGCAGCGGCGGGAACUUCUAUUCAAUGAGGUGGUGAUAAUGCGUGACUACCACCACCCGAACAUCGUGGAGAUGUACGACAGCUUCCUGGUGCAGGACGAGCUGUGGGUGGUGAUGGAGUUCCUGGAGGGGGGCGCCCUGACGGACAUCGUGACGCACGAGCGCAUGGACGAGCAGCAGAUCGCGACGGUGUGCCGGCAGUGCCUGCGCGCUCUCUCCUACCUGCACUCACAGGGUGUCAUCCACCGUGACAUCAAGUCUGACUCCAUUCUGCUGGCUGCUGAUGGGAGGGUAAAGCUGUCAGACUUUGGUUUCUGUGCCCAAGUUUCACAAGAACUUCCAAAGCGAAAAUCACUUGUUGGAACACCGUAUUGGAUGUCACCAGAAGUUAUCUCUAGGCUUCCAUAUGGGCCAGAAGUUGACAUAUGGUCACUUGGUAUUAUGGUGAUAGAGAUGGUUGAUGGUGAACCUCCUUUCUUCAAUGAACCACCACUGCAAGCAAUGCGCCGAAUAAGGGAUAUGCCUCCUCCAAAACUGAAGAACACUCACAAGGUAUCACCGAGGCUGCAGGGAUUCUUGGAGAGGAUGCUUGUCCGAGAUCCUGCGCAGAGGGCGACAGCGGCGGAGCUGUUGCAGCACCCUUUCCUGAGGCAGGCAGGCUCCCCGGCACUCCUGGUGCCGCUCAUGAGAGGCUCACGCCACAGCAGCUGCUAGUCGCAGAAGCCGACCUCCCGCAGUAACCCGAGUAGUGUAUGUUACACAGUCAAGUGCCUGUUUGUGCCAUUCCAGUGCACAUCUACCUAAUUCUACCACAAAAUGAUCACAAAGUGAUCCUUUUUAACACGGGUCUGGUUGAACACAAAGUGGGUAACUAUAUUCGUGGAUUUGGCAGCUUGUGCGUUUAUGUCUUCAUCGUCAUUUUGAAGAACUUAUUGAUACUGUGGUGAGAUCUGCCUGUGUAUAGUUUUAGUCUCCAUAUGUUGCUGUUAAGGGUAUUGAGCUUGUAUUUACCUCAGCCAAUGCUUAUUGCCCAGUAAAUGUGGAAUUAUGUGGGCAAAAUUUCUAGAUACAGAUGUUGCAAAUGUACUUAUUGUGUACUGUAGCACCCGGAAUUUUAUAUAAUAUUUUUAUUAGUGAGUAGCAGUAAAUGAGACUUUUUGAGAAGUACAUAGGAUACUGCAUUAGUAACAGCAAGAAUCUACCUUUAUGUAUGUAGGUGUUAUUAAAGCUUUCCAAAGAUUGGAUUGAAGGAUGGAAAUAAAAAUGUAUUUCUGUUUGAUGGUAUCUAAUGCAAGUUCUUGAAUGUAUUUACAAGAAAAUAGUUAAGUUUAUCUCUCUUCAAGAACAUUCAGCAUUAAGCAGUAACAGUGAUAUCGAACUUCCCAAGGGACUAAAACUGUGUGCCACCCAGGACUCCAACUGUAGUUUUGCAUUUUGCAGACUUCAAUAGAAGAAUUCCUGUGAAAGCCAAUGAUCUGGGUGAAAAGAUCUGGUCCAGCACACACUUUUAUUCUCUCGGGAAGUUUCAUUGUAGCAUACACUCAAGUGUGGAGUGAAACAUGUAUGCUGGACUGGAAAUAUAUGUUCAUUAGGUGAAAAAUCCAUGUGGAAAUUUUCAUAUGUUCAUCAUCUUUGCUUGAUCGAAAGGUUUAUUUAUCAAGUUGUGUGCAGCAAAUAGGAAACAAUGCUCUAAGGCAGCUGUGACAGAGUUCUUUUAAUUACUAGAAGCUCAUUCACAAUGAUUUGUGUGUGGUACAGUAAAUUCUUCCCAUUUAGUAAUUAAUUGAUUGAAAUUUGUUGCAACUCAUCUAUCUUUGUAUAGUUGUACAGUCUUUAAGGUGUAUGGUAAACAAAAUGUGUAUUUCCUAAUGAAAGGAUAAAAUGAAGUAUCUCAGUGGCCUUUGCAUACAAUGAGUUAAGAUGAUAUUUUUGUAGCAGUUAAGCACUGCCAUGGCAGUGGGAAACCUUCCUUAUGUUCCAAUAGAAUGGUGUAGGGAAGUCACAGAAAGUGCAAAAUGAGAGAGACUGGGGGUUAGAUGUCAGUCAUUCAUAUAAAUGUAUUGUUGUCUUCAUGUUGCAGCAUGUCAGUUGAUUGGUUAUUUGAAUUUAGCUUACCUGGGCUGUUCUCAUUGCAUCUGGAUGGUGUUGUAUUUGCUGACAGGCACAUAAGGAAGACUAAAGCUUUCAGACAAAUACAUACAUAGACAUACAUACCCCUGUGCACACUGCGUCACCCCCCCCUCCUCACACACACACACACACACACACACACACACACACGUGUACAGCUGAUAAAAUGAUUGGGAGGAGGAGGAGGGCAUGUGGGGGAAGGGUGGCAGAUGGCUGGGAGGGUAACAGCAGGCAUAUGGCAUAGGAAUGUGGGAAGGAGAAGCAACAGGUGCCUGCACCCACACCCUCUUUCCCAAAGCCUCAUCUUCCUCUG